AAGAGCUGAGACAGAUCCACAUUGGAGUCCAGAGAGCAGGAAGAUGAUUGAGUCUCUGGGAAAACUGGCUUUUGAGCAGCUGCAGAAAGGAAACCUGAUCUUCUAUGAAUCGGACCUGACAGAGUGUGGCAUCGAUCUCAGAGCAGCCUCAGUGUACUCAGGAGUGUUCACACAGAUCUUUAAAGAGGAGAGUGGACUGUACCAGGACAAGGUGUUCUGCUUCAUCCAUCUGAGUGUUCAGGAGUUUCUGGCUGCUCUUCAUGUCCAUCUGACCUUUAUCAACUCUGGAGUCAAUCUGCUGUCAGAAGAACAAAGAACAUCCUGGCGGUCUAAAGUCUUCAGAGACAAACCUAAACUAACACACUUCUACCAGAGUGCUGUGGACAAGGCCUUACAGAGUCCAAAUGGACACCUGGACUUGUUCCUCCGCUUCCUCCUGGGACUUUCACUGAAGACCAAUCAGACUCUCCUACGAGGUCUGCUGACACAGACAGGAAGUGACUCAAGAACCAAUCAGGAAACAGUCGAGUACAUCAAGAAGAAGAUUGAAGAGACUCCCUCUGCAGAGAGAAGCAUCAACCUGUUCCACUGUCUGAAUGAACUGAAUGAUCGUUCUCUAGUGGAGCAGAUCCAACAGUCCCUGAGUUCAGGAAGUCUCUCCACAGAGGAACUCUCUCCUGCUCAGUGGUCAGCUCUGGUCUUCAUCUUACUGUCAUCAGACAAAGAUCUGGACGUGUUUGACCUGAAGAAAUUCUCUGCUUCAGAGGUGGCUCUUCUGAGGCUGCUG
This is a messenger RNA of Larimichthys crocea (large yellow croaker), 787 nucleotides long. RefSeq names its product NLR family CARD domain-containing protein 3-like. Lineage: Eukaryota; Metazoa; Chordata; Actinopteri; Sciaenidae. The annotation marks the transcript as partial. The record is from RefSeq and is a predicted model, not a curated record. The transcript has a single exon.